AUGGAUGAUCUUCAUGAAAAAUGCGAACUAUUAGGAAAAUAUAUGAUUGAAAAUCAUUUCGAACAAUCACUUCUAUCAAGUAUUUGUGAUUGGGAACAAAGAGCAAUAAUAAAAUUUCAAGAAAUUGCCGAAAACACUCGAAAUGAUCUUCAGGAAAAAAUGGAAAAAAUUAAAAGUCAAGUUGAAAUUUCAAUAAAUAAAAUAAUCUCAGAAUUUGAAUUAAAUUCAAAAACAGAUGAUUAUAAAGAAAUUGAACUUGUCAAAUGGUCUAAAGAAAUCUUAGAACUUCGUGGUAAAGAUAUACCAAGAUGA
Messenger RNA from Rotaria socialis, 312 nucleotides. NCBI's taxonomy places the organism in Eukaryota, Metazoa, Rotifera, Eurotatoria, Philodinida, Philodinidae. The record is from the annotation of a GenBank genome assembly.